UAACGCAACAGUUACAAAACAGGGACACCUUGAGUCCAGAACUUUUGAACUACUCUUCAGCUCGAAUGCAACAUUGGACUAUAACAGAGAUAUAUAUUAUCUUCAGAGACGACUGGCACCACAAGAAGUGACUUCCAAGCUGCUUUGUCUCGAAAAAAGAAUGCUCUCUGGUUUAAUCUUAGCUGUCCUCCUCCUCUUGGCCACAUCAAGUGCACGCACUACUGGUCAGCCCUGUCUAUGUUCAGCUCUCCAGCCUGCAGGCCUGCAAGUGAACUGCAGCUCUUUAAACCUCAUGGAGCUGCCUCACCUGCCCCCAGACACCACAGAGCUCCACGCUCAGGACAACCGGCUCACCUCAGUGUCUCCAGGGGUGUUUGACAGGCUGGUUGGUCUGAAGAAGGUCUCACUAUCUGGGAAUCCCUUCCACUGUGACUGUAGGAUCCAAUACCUGAGGAACUGGUUGCUAAAGAACAGGGCUAUUGUCUCCAAGGAGCCCACCUGUGCCAGUCCGAGCUCUGUGGCUCAGAAAGCCAUCACUGAACUCACUGAUGACUACUUCUCUUCCUAUUCUCCAGCAAGCUGUACUGGUGGGACUUUUAACACCAUCAUGGGAGUGAUGCUAUGCUGCCUCAUUGUUCUGCUUCUGUGGUGUCUGAGACUAGCCAAAACAUCCACCAUCACCCUCUACAUAGAUGAGAGACAUUCUGGAUUCGAGGCCAACUCUUUGCGCUCACAGAGGCCCGGACACAGGAGGAGGCGGCACGCCGCGCAGUCAGAAGAAGACUCUCACUCUCUCACUUCUGAAGAAGAUCUAGAAAAGUCACCUAUCAACAUGGACUUACUGCCACAAGUACUGGAUGUGCUGCACAAGAAGCACAAUAUAAAGAUAAGCCUACCUGAGCGCCCCCUUCGCCUGCUGCCAUGGAAUUACAAAAACACUGCAAGUGACAAACAGAGCUGAUCCGAGGAGGGGUGAAUCUAGGGCAACUUUCACCUCUCAUUCAAGGGGACUGGUGGGGGAGUUGCAGGUAUUUCACCUCAGUGGAAUCGUUAUCCAGGUCACUGAUACCACCUGGUUCAUUAGUGCUCCUGCCUGUUGUAAUGGUAGUCGUUAGAAAUAGAGUUGAGGGCAGUAACAAGGCUGCCCAACAGAUUUCUGUUCUUUUCUUUAAAUAAAGUUAUUUUUAAUGCUAAACUGCUACAGCCAUGUCUCCUGAGGCUUCUUCUGGGUAAGUGUCUUUUUCCUUACAAUGUAACCUAAUUUCAUUCAGGGAAUUUUGUCUAAUUUAGGCAUGGAGAGUACCAGAUAAAUGCAUGAUAGUAUCACAUCUUAUGUACAUUUUAACAUGCUAUAUUUGAGCAUUUUGGGUAAAGCUCAAGAAAUUAUGUGUUUAUAAUGUGCUGACUAUACAGAUACACCAACAACAAUAAAAUAU
Chelmon rostratus (copperband butterflyfish) is the source of this 1436-nucleotide messenger RNA. RefSeq names its product glycoprotein IX (platelet) (gene gp9). Lineage: Eukaryota; Metazoa; Chordata; Actinopteri; Chaetodontiformes; Chaetodontidae. Bases 161 to 961 code for a protein of 266 amino acids. The record is from RefSeq and is a predicted model, not a curated record. The transcript has 2 exons.